UUCCAGUUGUUCCGGUCUUGUGCCGCGUCCAUGUCGUCACGACCCUCGAUGAAUGCUUUGCACCUGCAGAGCCGACGCGCUGCGGCUAUGGGUACUCGAUACUAUUCCGACGUGAAGUCAGAAACCGGUGUCAAGGAGGGGGAGGCUAAAGAAGAAGCUAAAAGCGAGGGCUCCAGUAUCCCCGCGCCGGAGAAUGAGUGGGAGACGAAGUUGAAAGCGAAGGAGGAGGAGGUUGCCGAUAUGAAGGCCCGCCUACAAUAUCUCCAAGCGGACUUUCUAAACCUCCAACGUAAUGCGGCCCGAGAGAAAGAACAACAAAAGGACUUCGCAAUCACCCGAUUCGCCUCUGACCUCCUCGAGACUGUCGACGUCCUCGCCCUCGCCCUCAGAUCUGUCCCGCAAUCCGUUCUCCACCCUACCCCCGCAGACCCGUCCUCCUCGGGACCCCCACCUCCUGAACCCUCUUCCUCUUCCUCACCACCCCAAAAGUCCGCGCUGGACUACUUGGUCGAGCUACACCACGGUGUGGAGAUGACCCACCGCCUGCUUCUUUCGACACUCUUCAAAUACCAGGUCAAGCCGUUUGAUCCUACUGGUGAUACCUUCGACCCGAACAAGAUGGAAGCACUUUACCAAGCACCCAUACCUGGCAAGAAGCCAGGGGAAGUUAUUGAUUGCCAGAAGGUUGGCUACAUGAUCAAGGACAGAGUCUUGAGGGCAGCACAGGUCGGUGUUGCACAAGAU
Messenger RNA from Gloeophyllum trabeum ATCC 11539, 744 nucleotides. RefSeq lists its product as uncharacterized. Gene Ontology annotation, molecular function: protein homodimerization activity; protein-folding chaperone binding; adenyl-nucleotide exchange factor activity. NCBI's taxonomy places the organism in Eukaryota, Fungi, Basidiomycota, Agaricomycetes, Gloeophyllales, Gloeophyllaceae. Gene Ontology annotation, biological process: protein import into mitochondrial matrix; protein folding. The annotation marks the transcript as partial. Gene Ontology annotation, cellular component: PAM complex, Tim23 associated import motor. The record is from RefSeq and is a predicted model, not a curated record. The transcript is spliced from 3 exons.